UGCUGCUGCACCGACUUCUGCCAUCAGAACUACAGACGACUACAGACACCAGUGACAGACGGGGCGUUGUUACUCUUAAAGUGACUUGGAAGAUGAGGGCUGCCAUCUCACUGCUGGUGCUGCUGCUCUCCACGUGUGGAGUCCAGAGCUAUGUCACUGACACCUCUACCCAGGACGUCUCUACUGAGCUGAAGGAACUCAGAGACAUGGUGGUGGACCUGAGAGCAACACUACGACAUACUCGAGAUGACGUGAAGGUUUUGGAGGCUGAGAAUGUAGCAGUGAAAGAAAGGCUUGUGGCCAGUGAGACUAAGGUUCAGAUUUUGGACAAGGCGCUACAGGACAACAAAGCAGAAAUGAAGACGGAGGUGGACAAUCUGAAGAUGAAAAAUGCAGCACAAGAGGCAGAGCUGAUAGCAGUGAAGACCCGGCUGGAAGCUAGUGAAGCUGAAGUGAUGAAUCUGAAGAAGGAAAAUGCAGCACAAGAGGCAGAGUUGACAGCAGUGAAGACCAGACUGGCAGCCACUGAGACUGGAGUGGAGAAUGUGAAGAAAGAGAUCGGAGCAGCACCCAAGGUGGCCUUCUCAGCAGCUCUGAGGGACUUUCAAGAAGGAUUCACAGACUCUGUGAGUAAUGACAUGAACUUAGCAUUCAAGAGAGUCAUCACCAAUGUAGGAGAGGCCUACAACAGCACAACUGGCUUCUUCACAGCUCCAGUCAGGGGGGUCUACUACUUCAGGUUCACUGUUAUGGAUAGACUAUCCGCCCAUUGGAUGGGUAUCAAGAUGUUUAAGAAAGGAGUGAGGCUUAUGCAGCUGGUUGAGUAUGACACUGAUGGAAAGGCCUCCUAUCUGUCCAGUGGCCUGACUCUGCAGCUGGAGAAGGGAGAUGUAGUAAACAUGGUGCUGCCAAAAGGCUACAGGCUCUUUGAUAGUUGGAAUAACCACUGCACCUUCAGUGGCUUCCUGCUCUUCCCUCUCUGAACGCCAGAAGAUCACCAUGUCAAGUUACCACUCAAAUGAUACAUGUAAAUCCUUAUCCUUAUCCUGAUCAAAUAAAGAUCUCUCA
Molecule: messenger RNA, 1068 nt
Organism: Engraulis encrasicolus (European anchovy)
Lineage: Eukaryota; Metazoa; Chordata; Actinopteri; Clupeiformes; Engraulidae
Exons: 2
Coding region: 93-983 (296 amino acids)
Molecular function (GO): protein binding
Source: RefSeq, a predicted model, not a curated record